AUGACAAAGAAAAAGAAGCCCAAGCGUGGUCUCUCUGGUAAGGGAGGCUCUGCGUCUCCUUCUUCCUCUGCCUCAUCUCAAUGUUCCGGCGCCUCCAAGCAGGUCUCUUCCAAGGCCCCCGCUUCCUCUUCACCGAUAAAGCUUGACCUCGCAGCCUCUAUUGUAGAUGGCUCGGUCGACCUUCCAGUCCCAGAUCUGCAGCUGGAGUCUAGGGCUACAGUGCAAACCUCAAUUGACGCAAUCGAACCUGCCGCUAAGGAAGUGAGUUCGACUCCGUCAGCACCAACGAAAGCUCAGGACAGUGGACCUCAGGACACUUCUGUACCAUCUGCGCCAGCUACUUCGGUAGCGAACCCAGAACCGGAGACCCAAGCUGAUCUCCCUACCUUACCUUCUGCGCCAGCUACCAUUGUAGCGAACCCAGAACUUGAAACCCAAGUUGAUCUACCUAUCAUUAACCCUCUGGCUGAGAAGGCCACGACGGCAGCUGCUGUCGCGCCUGCAACUCUUCCGGCAAACAAGUCAAAUGACGAAUGGGUGGGCUUGUUCAAAGCCAAAGGAAAGAAAUUGGAGAAAAAGGGGACUCCUUUCACUCUCCCAUCCGGCGAAAAGUGCAUUAACAUCCCAAAUACCGUUAUAGAAAAGAAUAAGAAAUCAUGGGAAGCUUUUGUCAUCGGCCAGUUCUACUCAGAUCCGCCGCCACAGAAGCUAAUCCACAAUAUUGUUAAUGGCAUUUGGAGCAAGCAAUAUAAGGAUAUCACGGUCUCGAAGCUUGAAGGAAAUGCUUUCCUAUUUCGCAUUCCGAAUGCGGCGACACGUAACCGGGUCAUCUACCAGCGCUUGUGGCAGAUUGAGGGUCAAACGAUGUUUGUUGCUAAUUGGGAACCUGGAAACCUCCCUGAGAAGCCGGCACUCACCUCUGCGCCCAUCUGGCUCGAGCUCCGAAAUGUCCCGCUCCAGUUCUUUAACGAGGACGGACUCGAAAGGAUAGCGGGUUUGGUAGGUCAUCCCAAAUAUCUCCACCCUGCAACGGCUAACAAAACGAUCUUAGAUGUGGCUAAGGUGCUUACUAUCAUCGACCCUAGGAUGCCACUACCGGAAGCUGUUAAUGUGCAGUUUGAUUCUGGCGAUAUCUGUAGGGUAACAGUCUCUAGUCCUUGGAUGCCUCCGGUUUGCUCACACUGCAGGGAGAUUGGCCAUAGCAUCAAGCGCUGCCCCUCUGCUCCCAUCACCUGCACGAACUGCAAAUCAACUUCCCACUCGACUGAAUCAUGUACUCGUGCAAAAAGUCAGGAGACCAAGAAACCCAAGAGGACCAGGCGCUCUAGGUCCCGUCAAAAGGCUAAUAACCCACCGCAAAAUUCCAUAGCUCCGCCGCAUCUUCCCAACCACCGUGAUACUCCUGCCGGCCAUCUUGUGGAAUCUGUUAAAGGCAAAGGCAUUGCCCCUCCUGCUGAUACUAAUUCUGCCAUUGCUCGCACCUCUCCUCACCUCGCAAACGCUUCUCUGCGUGCCAAUGAGGCUGAGUCCAGUAAGGUGAACGACCAGAUGCCUGUCUCUGAAGUAGAAUCUGACUCAUCAGACAUCCCGACAUCUGAUUCUGACGUGGAAGAAGGACAAUAUAUUCCCGUAAAAACAAGACACAAGGCCAGUAUUGUCGAAACUCAUGUUCAGCAUCGGAAGCAGCAGAAGUUUGUGAACAAGUUGUUGCCGGGCUGGAACUAUGAUAAUAACUAUGCUUUCUCGGAGUUAGGAAAAAUUUGGAUUUUAUGGCACCCUAGUGUGAAGGUGGAUGUCUUUUCAAAAUCUCUACAGAUGAUUUCCUGCGAAGUGUCACUGCCUAACUCAACCUCUCCAAUGGUUGUUUCGUUUGUGUAUGCUUCUACGGAUGAGGCUAUCAGGAGGAAUCUUUGGUCUGAGUUGAUCUCCCUAUCUCAAGACCAGCGCUUAACAGGGAAACCUUGGGCAGUGCUUGGAGACUUCAACCAGGUCAUGCGACCUCAAGAAAACUCUGCAGCUACUACUACCAAUGUGGAUCUCCCCACCCGGCUUUUUGUUGAUGCUUUAGCCCAAUCAGGCCUAUCUGACUUAACAUUCAGAGGCUCUUCAAACACUUGGUGGAAUAAGAGGCGUGCUGAGCCUAUUGCUAAAAAACUCGAUAGAGUUGUUGUCAACGAUGAAUGGUCUCUGAGCUUUCCCUUAUCUUUGGCUAUCUUUGGGGAGCCAGCAUUCUCUGAUCACGCCUCCAUCAGCCUGUCUCUCCAAUCUGGUGAUCCGAGGCAGAAGAAACCGUUUCGCUUUUUCAACUAUCUUCUUCAAGAUGUGGGCUUUAUUCCUCUCGUGGCAGAUCACUGGUUUUCCUAUCAGGUUAAUGGUCAUUACAUGUUCCGAGUUGUUAAAAAACUAAAAAGUCUGAAGCAGAAAAUCAGAGAGUUUAGCAGGAAUCAUUACUCGGAUAUUGAAAAGAGGGUUAAAGAGGCAUCUGAAGCACUUGCUACGGCUCAGGUGCGAACACUUAAUGACCCAUCUACCGAAAAUGCAACCCUUGAGCUCUCACUUCAGGAGAAGUGGUUAAUUCUCUCCAAGGCCGAGGAAUAUUUCUUUUUUCAGCGAUCCAGAGUUACAUGGUUGCAAGUUGGCGACCGUAACACCCCUUACUUCCACCGCAUGGCAAACGCGAGACAAGCUAUGAACCAUAUUCACUAUUUGGAAGAUGCUGCUGGUAAUCGCUUUGAAUCUCAAGCGGAGAUUCUAAACCUUUGUGUCGAAUAUUUCUCUGACCUUCUUGGAAAGCCGGUUGACCCUCCUUUAUUCAUUCAAGACGACAUCUCUGGCCUCUUCACGUUUUCUUGCUCUGAAGCUCAGCAGGAUUGUUUGACCUCUCCCUUCUCUUGUGAAGAGAUUAAGUCGGCAUUCUUCUCACUGCCCCGUAACAAAGCGAGCGGGCCUGAUGGAUAUUCUCCGGAGUUCUUUACUACUGCUUGGUCUAUUGUCGGUGGUGAGGUAUCUGCAGCAGUUUCUGAGUUCUUCUCUACUGGCUCUUUGUUGAAACAGCUAAAUGCUACCAACCUGGUCCUCAUCCCAAAAAUCCCUAACGCCUCCAGGACCACUGACUUCCGCCCGAUUUCAUGCCUAAAUACUAUUUAUAAGGUGAUCUCUAAACUUCUCUCAGACAGGUUGAAAGGGAUCAUAGGUUUGGCAGUAGGUAAUUCUCAAUCGGCCUUCAUUCCUGGGCGCUUGCUCUCUGAGAACGUGCUUCUGGCAACUGAGAUUGUUCAUGGUUACAACACAAACAAUGUCGAGCCUAGUGGAAUGUUGAAAGUGGAUUUGAAGAAGGCCUUUGAUUCCAUUAGGUGGGACUUUGUUCUUGCAGCUCUAAAGGCUAUCAACGUCCCUGACAGGUUUAUCAAUUGGGUCUCCACGUGCAUAUCCAGCGCCUCCUUCUCUGUUUCCGUUAAUGGUCUUACGGGAGGCUUCUUUAAAAGUACUCAAGGUUUGCGCCAAGGGGAUCCAUUGUCCCCCUACCUCUUUGUGCUUGCCAUGGAAGCUUUUUCUGGACUACUCCGAUCUCGGUACAGAUCAGGGUAUAUUUGUUAUCACCCCAAAACCGAGGAACUGGAAAUCUCUCACCUCAUGUUCGCAGAUGAUGUUAUGAUAUUUUUUGACGGUAGCGGCUCUUCCCUACAUGGUAUCAACGACACCCUUGACGACUUUGCUGGAUGGUCGGGGCUUCAUAUGAACAGAGAGAAGACACAGCUUUUUCAUGCCGGGUUAAGCUUAGAAGAAACUACUGAACUUUCGGCUUACGGCUUCGCUACGGGCUCGCUGCCUAUACGGUAUCUGGGCUUACCGCUUAGGCACCGCAAGCUGAGAAUUUCAGAGUACUCGCCUCUCAUCGACAAGCUCACCACCAAAUUCAAUUUCUGGGCCACCAAAACCCUCUCCUUCGCAGGACGUAAUCUACUUAUCAAGACGGUGAUCACGGGGUUAGUCAACUUUUGGAUAUCUACCUUCUCCCUGCCUGAAGGUUGUAUUCGCAAAAUUGAGUCUCUCUGCUCGAGGUUCUUAUGGUCAGGCUCAAUAGAUACACGGGGUCAGGUCAAAGUAGCUUGGAAAACGGUUUGUCUGCCUAAAGAAGAAGGAGGACUUGGUCUGCGUAACUUCAAGCGCUGGAACACUACGCUGCUGUUGAGGUUUGUCUGGCUCCUCUUCUCUGGUAGCGAUUCUCUUUGGGUGGCAUGGCACAAGCGGCAUAAUAAUCUUCGCUCCCCACACCACUUCUGGACCCAGCAGGAAGCACAAAGCCAUUCCUGGAAUUGGCGCUGUUUGCUCCGUUUGAGGGACCUUGCUUCUCGUUUCUUAUUCAGUGAUGUUAAGAGCGGUUGGACACUCCCUCAUCCUCGUUCUGAGGAGGAAGUAGCUCUACACACUUACCUCUCCUCGAUCCCUGUUCCCUCACCGGAGUUGGGUACAGACCGUUACAGCUGGACGGUGGAAGGUGAUUCCUGCAGCACAUACUCUUCCUCUAAGACAUGGGAGGUCCUUAGACCUAGAGGAACAAGACAGCCCAGCGCUAAGCACAUCUGGUUUAGUGGGGCAACUCCGAAGCAUGCUUUUCACAUGUGGGUUACUAAUUUAAAUCGGCUUCCAACUAGAGAUAGGUUGUCUGCUUGGGGUAUGCAAGUCCCUAUUAAUUGCUGCAUCUGCUCUCUUCACCCAGAAUCUAGAGACCAUAUCAUGCUCUCUUGUCCCUAUUCGAUUACUCUGUGGUCUGAGGUUGCUCGCAGGCUACGUUGCGUGGUCCCUAACUUCUACGACUGGGCUGAGCUUAUUCGUUGGGCUUGUAGUACAUGUCCUACCGCCCCUUCUGUGCUACGAAUGCUUGUGGUGCAGACUCUUCUCUACACGGUUUGGCAGCAGCGCAACAAUAUGCUCUUCAACCAGACUUUGUCUCCCCCGCUUGUGGCGUUUAAAGACAUCAACAGGCAGGUUGUUAACUCCAUCACAGCACUGCGGACGAGGAAGAAAUUCAGAGCCCUCAUGCAGCUUUGGUUAAUCUGA
Messenger RNA from Brassica napus (rape), 5061 nucleotides. RefSeq lists its product as uncharacterized. NCBI's taxonomy places the organism in Eukaryota, Viridiplantae, Streptophyta, Magnoliopsida, Brassicales, Brassicaceae. Gene Ontology annotation, molecular function: zinc ion binding; nucleic acid binding; catalytic activity. The coding region runs from base 1 to 5061 and encodes 1686 amino acids. The transcript is spliced from 3 exons. The record is from RefSeq and is a predicted model, not a curated record.